Messenger RNA from Soboliphyme baturini, 1176 nucleotides. The record is from the annotation of a GenBank genome assembly. NCBI's taxonomy places the organism in Eukaryota, Metazoa, Nematoda, Enoplea, Dioctophymatida, Soboliphymatidae.
AUGGCACCUUCAGCCUCCGUCGUCACUACCUUUGAGGAAGACGGGGACGAAUUCUACAAGGUGAUCGUCCAGGAUACAGAGAUGAUCAUCCCCCGCCGCUAUCAGAAUCUGCAGAUCAUUGGAUUUGGUGCCCAAGGCAUGGUUUGUUCCGCUACAGACACGGCUUGCAGUAGCGAAAAUGGACGCCACGUAGCGAUCAAAAAGUUGCUGUCACCUUUCAGAGACUAUGUUUUCGCCAAACGGGCUUACCGGGAGUUGACGCUAAUGAACGCUCUCCGACAUCCAAAUGUGAUUCGACUGUACAACACAUUCACGCCUCAGAAGGACAUAGAGCAUUUCAGGGAUUAUUAUUUGGUGAUGGAGCUGAUGGACGGUCAGUUGCGACAGGCGACAUCUCUAGACAUGGAAGUCGUAUCGUACCUCCUUUAUCAGCUAUUGUGUGGCUUGAAGUACCUGCAGAGUGGUGGCAUCCUGCACCGCGAUUUGAAACCUAGCAAUAUCGGCGUCAAGAGGGACUGUACGCUACGUAUCAUGGAUUUCGGCAUCGCUCGUCGUCUGCGCCCAUCCUUACGGCACAGUCCUUAUGUACAGCAGAGGUUCUACCGGGCUCCAGAAAUUAUACUAGGAAUGGAUUACGACGAAAAGGGCAGGUUUAUUUCUUUUGACAUCUGGUCGGUCGGCUGCAUUUUGGCUGAGCUAUUUUCCGGGCAUAUUCUUUUCCCGGGUAUCGGCAUCUUCGACCAAUGGGGCAAAAUCAUCGAGAAGCUCGGUACACCGUCCUUCGAAUUCAUGCGUCGCCUGAAGUUGAACGUGCGAAUGUACGUGCAGAACACACGUAGGUACGAUGGCGUAAAGUUCGAUAUGCUCUUCCCGGACCGAUAUUUCCCUCCCAACGGUGAACAUCCUGAUCAUUCCGCUUCCUGCGCUAGAGAUUUGUUAAGUAAAAUGUUGGUGAUCGAUCCGCGUGAAAGAAUUUCCAUUCAAGAGGCACUGCAGCACCCAUAUGUCAAUCAGUGGUACAACGAACAGGAGGCAAAUGUGGCCGCACCACAACUACCUCAUGACUACGAAGACGAAGAAGAUUUCACAGUGGAAGAGUGGAAACGAUUAACUUUCGACGCCCUGAAUUCUUAUGAAUCGGAACACGACAUUUUUGGCCCUGAAGUGUCACCAUGA